This is a messenger RNA of Psilocybe cubensis, 885 nucleotides long. RefSeq lists its product as uncharacterized. NCBI's taxonomy places the organism in Eukaryota, Fungi, Basidiomycota, Agaricomycetes, Agaricales, Agrocybaceae. Bases 1 to 885 code for a protein of 294 amino acids. Gene Ontology annotation, biological process: monoatomic anion transmembrane transport. The record is from RefSeq and is a predicted model, not a curated record. Gene Ontology annotation, cellular component: mitochondrial outer membrane. Gene Ontology annotation, molecular function: voltage-gated monoatomic anion channel activity. The transcript is spliced from 3 exons.
AUGUCUCUCCCUCAGCCAGUCCCCCCUUCCUGGAAGGAUCUCGGAAAGUCCUCCAACGACCUCCUCACCAAGGACUACAACUACAACGGCGCAACCCUCGAGGUCAAGACCCAGACCCCUUCCAAUGUCGCCUUCAAGGUCCAGGGUACCCGCGACUCAAAGUCCCAGCUCAUCACCGGUGACAUCGAGGGCAAGUGGGUUGACAAGGUCCACAACCUCACCCUCACCCAGACCUGGACAACCGCCAACGUCCUCCGCAACCAAAUCGAGGUAGACAACCUCAUCACCAAGGGCCUCAAGCUCGACCUCGCAACCUCUCUCACCCCCGACAAGGGCGCCAAGACCGCUGUUCUCAACGCUGCCUACAAGCAGUCUGGCAUCCACACCCGCGCCUCUCUCGAUGUCUUCAAGGGCCCCAACUUUACCGCCGACACCGUUUUCGGCCGUGAUGGCUUCCUCGUCGGCGCCGAGACCUCGUACAACGUCACCACCGGCAGCAUCACCCGCUACGCCGCCGCCAUUGGCUACAACGCCCCCGAGUACGCUGUCACCGUGCACGGCCUGAACAACUUCAACACCUUCUCCGCGAGCUACUACCACCGCGUCAGCCGCGACGUCGAGGCUGGUGCCAAGGCCGUCUACGACUCCAAGGCCACCCACGGCGGCGUCGCUCUCGAGGUCGGCACCAAGGCUUACCUUGACUCGUCCGCGUUUAUCAAGGCCAAGAUCAACAACUCGGGUACUAUUGCGCUUGGAUACACCCAGGGACUGCGCCCUGGUGUCAAGGCCUCGUUUGGUCUUGCUCUUGACACCCAAAAGUUGAACGACGCCAACCCCUCUGGCCCUGCGCACAAGGUCGGCGUCUCGUUCACCUUUGACUCAUGA